This is a messenger RNA of Vitrella brassicaformis, 3369 nucleotides long. The record is from the annotation of a GenBank genome assembly. Lineage: Eukaryota; Vitrellaceae.
CAGUGUGUUAGCGGCAGGAUGACGCUCGAGAACGGUCUGUCGCUCAAGGAUGAGGUGCAGCGGAUGCGCGCCGAGGUGGCGACGCAGGGCGAGCGGGUGCGCAAGCUCAAGAAGGACGGCGCGGUCAAGGCGGCCAUCGACACGGAGGUCUCGACACUGUCCGACCUCAAGGCCAAGCUGCAGCAGAAGGAGAAGCAGCUCGAGGAGAGCACGCCGCUGUACACCCGCUGCCGCGAGCCGCUCGAGAACCUGGUCAAGCGGCGGCUGUUUGUGAUCCCGGGCUUCGAGAUCUAUGGUGGCGUAGCGGGGCUAUUUGACUUCGGUCCGCCUGGGUGUGCGCUCAAGGCUGAGGUGGAGGCGCUGUGGCGGCGGCACUUUGUGCUGCACGAGGACAUGCUUGAGGUGUCGGGCACUUGCCUGACGCCCGAGGUGGUCCUCAAGACCUCCGGCCACGUCGACCGCUUCACCGACCUGAUGGUCAAGGACACCGUCACGGGCGAGUGCUACCGGGCCGACAAGAUCCUCGAGGAACAGAUUGAGGCCAAGCAGAAGGCCGGCCUGCCCCCAGACGAGCACGACAGGCUGGAGAAGCUCAAGGUGCAGGCGGACGCACUCAGCAGUGAGGAAAUGCACCAGGCCUUCCUGGAUUUGGGCAUCAAGUCGCCCGACGGCAACGGAUUCUCGACGCCCUUCCCCUUCAACCUCAUGUUCAAGACGUCCAUCGGGCCCAAGGGGGACCUGGUGGGCUACCUGCGGCCCGAGACAGCCCAGGGCAUCUUCGUCAACUUCAGGCGGCUGCUCGAGUUCAACGGAGGCAAGAUGCCCUUCGCCGCCGCUCAGCUGGGUUUGGGCUUCCGCAAUGAGAUCGCACCGAGGUCCGGGCUGCUGCGCGUCAGAGAGUUCCAGGUGAUCAGCCGCGGAGGGAGGGAGGGAAAGUGGUUAGACGGGAGCAUGGCUGUUGUCUGCCUGUGUGAAUGUGUGUGUGUGUGUGUGUGUUUGUGUGUGUGUGUUGUGCUUGCAGAUGGGUGAGAUUGAGCAUUUUGUGCACCCCGACCACAAAGAGCACCCCAAGUUCGGCGCAGUCAAGGACAUGAAGUUGCCCCUGUUUCCCAGAGACCGACAGCUGGGCGACGGCAAGGUAAGGUCACCCAGCCACCUUGGCAAAACAGUCAGCCCACCAGCGGGCAGCACGUGUGUGUGUGUGUGUGUGUGGUUGUAGGUUGUGAUGGACAUGACCCUCGAGCAUGCCGUCCAGACCAAAGUCAUCAACAACGAGACUCUCGCGUAGGCCAUGUGCAGCCAUACAUCCACACAAAGAGGGAGAGAUGCGUGUGUAUCUGUGUGUGUGCCGUGCUUGUGCAGUUAUUUCCUGGCCCGUACCUACCUGUUUCUGACCAAGUGCGGCAUCCAGCACGUCGGCAUGAGGUUCCGUCAGCACCUCGAGACAGAAAUGGCGCACUACGCAUGCGACUGCUGGGUGGCUGGGCGGACACACAGAGGGCGCAAGACCCAUAUAGCGGCUGGCUUCAUGCCGUUGGUUUGGCUGGCUGUCUGCAGGAUUGUGAGAUCGAGACGUCUUACGGCUGGGUUGAGUGCGUGGGCCACGCCGACAGAUCGGCAUACGACCUCUCACACCACACCAAGGCAAGCAGGCUCCCCAAGCCAUCUUAUUGGCUGAGUGCACUGUCCGACUUGGCUGGCACUGCAGGCGAGCAAAGUCGAUCUGGUGGCGCAACACAAAUUCGACGCGCCCCGCGACAUUGAGUACGUCAAGUUCACGCCCAACCGGCCUAAGCUGGGGCAGGCCUUCAAGCAGGACCAGGCGGCUGUCAUUGAGGCACUCGAGGAGAAACCUGACCAAGAGAGACUCCACAUACAGCAACAGGUGAGUGGGCAGGAGGGCAGGCAGUGGGUGACUGUGUUGACAUGACUGACCUGUCUGAACCCAUCACCACAUCUGCAGCUGGACGCGAGCGGCACUUACGAGCUGAAGCUGUGCACGGGCCAGUCGUUCACCAUCACCAAGGAAAUGGCCAAAUUCGAAAAGGCCGUCAAGAGAGGUCAGCGACUGAGGCAUGCAGGCCGCCCCACCAAGAGGACACAUCCACACAUCCCUGCCUGCCUGUGUGUCUGUCUGUGGGUCUGUGUGUGUCUGUGUGUCUGUGGGUCUGUGUUGUGCUGCGUGCAGUGGCUGUGGAGGCGUACGUGCCGGCGGUUAUCGAGCCGUCCUUUGGCAUUGGCCGCAUUAUCUACUGUAUCCUCGAACACACUUUCCGCUCCAGAGGCAUCCAGGUACACACACAGGGAGCCACACAGACACCCAUCGGCAGACAGACAGACAGACACAACGACUGUUUGGUGGUUGGCUGUGCUGUGUGCUCAUCUCUCACCCCAUCCAUCCAUCAAUGCAUCCGUCAGGAUCAGGAAGAGCGCUGUUUCCUGUCGCUGCCACCGGUGAUAGCGCCCAUCAAGUGCUCCGUGCUGCCCAUCUCCGCCAACACUCAGUUCGACGACCUCAUCAACCAGCUCAAGGAACAGCUCACCUACCACGGCGUCUCGUCUCAGGUCGACAGCACGUCGGCAUCCAUCGGCAGGUCGGCAUUAUCACCGUGAGACACACACACACACACACUCGGACACAGAAGCGGCGCCUUCCUCUGGUUGCUUUGUGCGCAUCGAUCAUGCAGGCGCUACGCGCGCACCGACGAGCUGGGAAUUCCUUUCGGCAUCACUGUUGACUUCCAGUCGGUCAAGGACAGCACUGUCACACUCAGAGAGCGCGACUCGAUGAAACAAAUCAGAGUCCCGGUGAGUCCGUCCACCUGCUGCAAUUCCAUUUGUAUUGGAUGGGAUGGCAUUGGUUGUGCAGGCGAUUGAGAUUCCCGAGUUGGUCCACAACAUGGUGGCUGGCCGCACGACGUGGGACAAGGCGAGAGACAAGUACCCGGAGUUCAUCGCACAGGAGGCAUGACUGACUCGGUGGCUCUGAUUCCGUGUAAUGUAGCUGCCUGCAGCCGCCUGAUAGAUGCGAUAGAUACAAAUGUCUGUCUGUCUGUGUCUGUCGAUGCGUGUCACUGCAUGGGUGCGCAUGGCACCCAUGCAGUGAUGUGAUUUUGUUGCCUCAUUGCAAUGUGUGUGUGACGUCGUUAUGUAAUUUUCAUUUUGGUCAAUCAACGAACCAAUUCAAUUCACGUGUGUGUGUGUGUGUGUGCCUCUGUGUGUGACUGUUUGUUAAUCUGUCUGCCUGUGUCGCUGGCUGUGCGUGUCGUGCGCUGAACGAACAAUCCAUCCAUCCGUCCGUCAUGAUCAAUCAAUGUGUGUGUGUGUGUGUGUACUGUGGGCCUCGACAGCCGCUGAAUCCAUUGCCUG